This is a messenger RNA of Mytilinidion resinicola, 740 nucleotides long. Its product is annotated as NAD(P)-binding protein. Gene Ontology annotation, molecular function: oxidoreductase activity, acting on the CH-OH group of donors, NAD or NADP as acceptor. The record is from RefSeq and is a predicted model, not a curated record. The transcript has a single exon. Lineage: Eukaryota; Fungi; Ascomycota; Dothideomycetes; Mytilinidiales; Mytilinidiaceae. Bases 116 to 736 code for a protein of 206 amino acids.
UCCACUCAAACCCUCUUCUUAGGCUUUCGAACCCUUCCAAACAUCUAACCCUCAAUAAAGCACCUCUAAAUUCUUGGCUAUUACCCAGCUCCCUUAACGACACACGCCCGCAAAGAUGUCGGUCGACCUCAUAGAAACCGAAACCGCCAAAGCCUUCUCCCACACGACCCCCCUCUUCAACGUCGCCGACAAAGUCAUCGCCAUAACCGGCGGCGCCUCAGGCAUCGGCCUCGCAACCGCCACCCUCCUCGCCGCCCAAGGCGCCAAAGUCGCCAUCAUGGACCUCAACAAAACCCACCUCGAGACCGCCGCCGCCACCAUCAAAGCCGCCGGCGGCACCGUCAUGGCCACCGUCGUCAACGUGCGCGACGCCGCCCAAGUCGACGCCUGGAUCGCCGACGUCGUCGCGACCUUUGGGAAACUCGACGGCGCUGCCAAUCUCGCGGGCGUGAUCCCCAAGAGCAUCAACAUCGACCGCGUGGAAGACUUGAAGGACGAGGACUGGAAGUUCGUCUUGGAUGUCAACAUCACGGGCGUGAUGCACUGCCUGCGCGCGCAGAUCCGCGAGAUGAAGAAGAAGGGGAGCAUCGUGAAUGCGGCGAGUAUUGCGGGGCUGGGCGGGUUUGCGAAGAACGCGGCGUACACGGUGAGCAAGCAUGGGGUGAUUGGGUUGACGAAGUCGGCGGCGAAGGAAGUGGCGGAUCGGGGGAUUAGGGUGAAUUGUAUUGCGCCGUAAGUUU